AUGGCUAUAAGUGCAGCAAAUGCCGUCAGUGAAUUGAAGCUUGCAUUACCUGGACAGAACAAAGUGAUAUCUCCAGAUGCGGCAUCUGAGUAUGAGGAGAAUGUUGCACGUCCCUGGUCGCAGACUUGUUGGACCUCAGCCGCUGGCUAUGUAUUCCUGAGUAAUACUCAAGAGCUGACGAAAGCACUUGAGAUUGUCAAAAAGUCAGGAUCAAAGUUCACCAUCCGUACGACUGGUCACAAUCCCAACUAUGGCUUUAGUAGCGCAGAUGAGACCUCUGUUGUUCUUGAUAUCCGCCAGCUUAGUUCAAAGGAGCUUAGUUUGGAUAAGACUGUUGCUCAAGUUGGAAGUGGAAGUACUUGGGGUGAGGUGUAUACUUGGCUGGAGGAACAGAAGUUAUCUGCCAUUGGAGGCCGAGAUCAAGACGUUGGAAUAGGAGGGUUUCUUCUCGGAGGUGGAAUGGGAGCUUUGCCUAAUUUACAUGGCCUUGGAGCAGACGGCAUCAAGAACUUUGAGGUGCUCUUAGCAGAUGGCCAAUUAAUCAACUCGAACUCGAAAGAGAAUUCUGACCUCUACCGUGCUCUCAAGGGUGGCGGCUCUAACUUUGGCAUUGUGACGAGAUUUGAUCUUGAAACCCACCCAUUAAUCAAUAUUCAGUAUACAAUCAACCUUUACAAGGCAGAAAGUUAUAUCGAAAUCAUCAAAGCAACAAUUGCCGUCCAAGAGGCCAUGGAAGCUGAUCCAAAAAUUGGCCUAUUCACCAAUUUUAACAAUGGAUUUGUCGCCGUUGGAUUGUUCUACGCAGAUACCCCUGUUGAGAGACCUUCAGCCUUUAAGCCAUUUGACAAACUUGACCAGGAGAGCUUGAUGAUGGCAGCUGUUCCUACUACGAACGGCACAAUUUUGUCGCUGGCCCGAGCUAUGGGCAUGUUCUUUCAGAAGCUCAUCUACGAUAGGCGAUUCGUCGGCUCGGUAACCACAGGAUUCUCACAAGAUCUCUAUGAAGAGAUUCACAAGCUCUGGACUGAGACCUGCAAGAGCCUCCCUGCCGACCAUGUACUACAUUAUACUAUCCAGCCAUUUGGAAAGGGUGGCUUACAGGCAGGAAAGGAUCGCGGAGGAAACAUCAUGGGCCAUGAAGAUGCUCCUCAAUGUUGGUGGGUCUUUACCUGUGAAUGGCCCAAUGAGGGGAAUGAUGAUGCUGCGAAGAAAGCAGUUGACACUAUGAUAGAGACUGUGCAGUCUUUGGCUAAAGAAAGAGAACUGCUUCUCAACUUUCAGUGCAUGAGUUUUGCUUCUUGCUCCCAGAAGGUCCUGGGUAGCUACGGAGCCGAAAAUGUCAAGAAGAUGCAGGAGGUCGCAGCCAAAUAUGACCCGGAGGGCGUCUUCCAGAGGCUACAGUAUGGUGGCUUUUUGUUGCGGGACAAUGUCUAA
Messenger RNA from Penicillium angulare, 1434 nucleotides. Its product is annotated as FAD-binding oxidoreductase. The record is from RefSeq and is a predicted model, not a curated record. Lineage: Eukaryota; Fungi; Ascomycota; Eurotiomycetes; Eurotiales; Aspergillaceae. The transcript has 6 exons. Gene Ontology annotation, molecular function: FAD binding. The coding region runs from base 1 to 1434 and encodes 477 amino acids.